Molecule: messenger RNA, 618 nt
Organism: Urocitellus parryii (Arctic ground squirrel)
Lineage: Eukaryota; Metazoa; Chordata; Mammalia; Rodentia; Sciuridae
Product: polyadenylate-binding protein 1-like 2
Molecular function (GO): RNA binding
Source: RefSeq, a predicted model, not a curated record
AACCCAGAUUUUCCCAUGGCCUCUCUGUACGUGGGCGACCUGCAYCCCGAGGUGACCGAGGCAAUGCUGUAUGAGAAGUUCAGCCCAGCGGGGCCGAUCCUGUCCAUCCGCAUUUGCAGGGACAAGAUCACCCGCCGCUCUUUGGGCUACGCAUAUGUCAACUACCAGCAACCGGUGGAUGCCAAGCGAGCCCUAGAGACCCUGAACUUUGAUGUCAUAAAGGGCAGGCCAGUGCGCAUCAUGUGGUCCCAGAGGGACCCCUCGCUCCGCAAGAGCGGGGUGGGCAACGUCUUCAUCAAGAACCUGGGCAAGACCAUCGACAACAAGGCGCUGUACAACAUCUUCUCGGCGUUCGGCAACAUCCUCUCCUGCAAAGUGGCCUGUGAUGAAAAGGGGCCCAAGGGCUAUGGGUUCGUGCACUUCCAGAAGCAGGAGUCGGCCGAGCGGGCCAUAGAUGCGAUGAAUGGCAUGUUCCUAAACUACCGCAAAAUUUUCGUCGGGAGAUUCAAGUCGCAUAAAGAGAGAGAGGCUGAAAGGGGAGCCUGGGCAAGGCAGUCCACCAGUGCUGACGUCAAGGAUUUCCAGGAUGACACCGAUGAGGAGGCCACCUUGCGAUGA